Messenger RNA from Telopea speciosissima, 3856 nucleotides. Its product is annotated as autophagy-related protein 11-like. The record is from RefSeq and is a predicted model, not a curated record. Gene Ontology annotation, cellular component: extrinsic component of membrane; Atg1/ULK1 kinase complex; phagophore assembly site membrane. NCBI's taxonomy places the organism in Eukaryota, Viridiplantae, Streptophyta, Magnoliopsida, Proteales, Proteaceae. The coding region runs from base 134 to 3613 and encodes 1159 amino acids. The transcript has 5 exons. Gene Ontology annotation, molecular function: protein kinase binding; molecular adaptor activity. Gene Ontology annotation, biological process: autophagosome assembly; piecemeal microautophagy of the nucleus; reticulophagy.
GAGAAUUUGGUGGGGGGAUUCGUUUUGGGUGCAGAGAUAAAAGAGCAAGUUUGUAAAUUUUUUGAAUUUCGGUUGUUUUUGUGAAUUGGGUCUUUCCGCUUUUGUGGUGGAGAUUUCCCAAUUUGGGGUUAGAAUGAGUUCUACCUUAACGGAGGAAUUUGUACCUGGAAGGAAGCUACUUAUUCGAAUAGUCGAGAACGGCCGCAAUUUCGAUCUUCAAUGCGAUGAAUCCACGCCUGUUGAAGCAGUUCAACGAUACUUAGAGCCAGUAUCUGGAAUUCAAUUGGGUGAUCAAGUUCUCUUCUGCCAGGAGACGAAGCUUGAAGCUCAAAGGCCCUUGUCGGCGUACAAGCUCCCUAGCGAUGGCCGCGAAGUUUUCGUCUACAACAGAGCUCGAAUGCUUAGCGAUUCGCCUCCACCUCCACAAGAGCGAAUCGAUAUCCCUGAAAUCAGUGAACCUCCAAUGCCUUCCUCAAAUCAAGACCCCCACCCUCUGGAUGAUGCUACUGACCCUGCUCUCAAGGCAUUGCCUUCAUAUGAUAGGCAGUUUAGAUAUCAUUAUCAACGUGGGAAUGCUAUAUUCACCUGCACCCUAUCGAAGUUUAAGGAUUGCGAGAGGCUUCUUGGAGAGCAGAAGGUGCAAGAGAGGGCUGUAGAGACUGCUAAGGCUAGCAUGGAUCAUUACUAUCGGAUGAUUUACCAAAUGUACAUGGACUUCAUGAAGUGUUACUCACAGCAGCAUCGCUACCAUUCGGACCUCUUGGCGAAUGUCGGCAGAGAUAUAGAGAGACUGAGAUCUUGCAAAGUCCAUCCAGCCUUGCAGACACAAACUAGGAAGUGCUUGCUUGAUUUUGUGAAGGAAGAAAAUUUACGGAAGUGGGCUGAUAAUUGUAGCAGUUCACACAGGCAAUUUGAGGCCAAGGUUAUGCAAUUAAAGCAGAUGUUCAAUGAACUGAAGCGUCGGGUUGAAGAACUUUAUGCUAGUAAGGCUUCAGUUGCUAUAAGGGAUUUGGAGUUGAUGAUAAAAGACCAUCAGCGGUAUCUCAAGGAGCAAGAGAGUAUAAAGCAGUCUUUGAGUAAGGAUGUCAACACUGUGAAGAAACUAGUCGAUGAUUGUCUGAGCUCCCAACUAUCUGCUUCUCUCCGUCCUCAUGAUGCAGUUUCCGCUCUGGGUCCAAUGUAUGAUGUCCAUGACAAGCAUCACUUACCAAAAAUGCAGGCUUGUGAUCAUUCAAUUUCGAAGCUGCUCGAUCUCUGCAUGGAUAAAAAGAAUGGCAUGAACCUCUUUGUGCAUAAUUGCAUGCAAAAGAUAGCUUAUGUUCAAUUUUUGAUCAGAGAUGUCCGUCUACAAUUUCCUGCUUUCAAGGAGGCAAUGGCACGACAAGAUGAUCAUUUUGAAGAUCUAAAAUUGCUACGUGGAAUUGGACCUGCAUACAGGGCAUGCCUUGCAGAAGUGGUGAGGAGGAAAGCUUCAAUGAAGCUUUACAUGGGCAUGGCUGGACAAUUGGCAGAAAGGCUUGCAACAAAGAGGGAGGUUGAGGUCAGAAGACGAGAGGAGUUUUUAAAAGCGCAGAAUGCCUUCAUUCCUCGGGAUAUAUUAGCAUCCAUGGGAUUGUUUGAUACUCCAAAUCAGUGUGAUGUCAAUAUUGCUCCUUUUGACACUAAUUUGCUUGAUAUUGAUAUUGCUGAUGUUGACCGUUAUGCUCCUGAAUAUUUGGUUGGAAUUCCUUAUAAAGGCGAGAAGCAUAAAACACAAAAAGGGUCCAUGUCAACGUCAAAUGAUAGUUCCAACUUGGCUGAAGGUGAAGGAAAUACUGUAGAAUCAUCUGAGAAAGGUGACUCUGAUGACCUCCUCGAGGGCUAUGAGUCGGUAGAAAUUGCUGGAACGAGCAAAAUUGAAGUUGAAAAUGCGAGACUGAAAGCUGAACUUGCUUCUGCGAUAGCCCUGAUUUGCUCUUUUAGUCCUGAUAUGGAAUACCAAUCACUAGAUGACAGUAAGUUGGACAGUGUACUGAAGAAUGCGGCUGAGAAGACAGCAGAAGCCUUACAGCUGAAAGAUGAGUAUGGCAAACAUCUUCAGUCAAUGCUAAGGAUGAAGCAGAUGCAAUGCCUGUCUUAUGAGAAACGCAUUCAAGAGCUGGAGCAGAGAUUAUCUGAUCAAUAUGUGCAAGGGCAGAAACUUCCAGGUGGUAAGGAUGCCUCUGAGUUUAGCCACUCAUCUUUGAAGGCUGAUGACUGCAAAUCAGAAAUAUCAGGUGAUGGAGAAGCUCAGAUGCCUUACAUCUCUAGUGAACCCAUGGAUGAGCUUUCAUGCACGUCAGCUUUAUUGGAAUCCAAACCAGAGCAGUUUCAACGGCAAUCGAGCAAAGCACGAGAAGGUGUGGAUGAAAAUAUGGCUGAUUCUUCGGGUAUGCUAAAUCCUCUGUUGGAUUCUUCCAUGUUGGAGCCACAUCGAGAUGAACUGGAAGCAGGUAAUAAAGCAGGACAAGAGAAGAUGGUGGGGCAGUUGGCUUUGCCACUAUCAACCAGCUCGACUGCUGAGACCACAUUGGAGCCUCUGAACACGUUGCCUUGUCAAACUGCAGUUGAGCAAGAUUCAGCAUCUAAUAAUGUAGGGGGUUAUCUUUUAUUGGAACUGCAGAAGGCACUAGCAGACAAGUCUAAUGAGUGCAGUGAGACUGAAACCAAGAUCGAAGCUGCUUUAGAGGAGGUAGACAAUUUGAAGAGAGAACUGGAAAUCAGCCGUAAACUGCUAGAUGAAUCUCAGAUGAAUUGUGCUCACUUGGAGAAUUGUCUGCAUGAAGCGAGAGAGGAAGCCCAUACUCAUCUUUGUGCUGCUGAUAGAAGGGCCUCAGAGUAUAGUGCACUGCGGGCGUCUGCUGUGAAAAUGCGAAGCCUUUUCGAAAGACUACGGAGCUGCAUUACUGCAACAGGUGGAGUGGCUAAUUUUGCUGAUUCCUUACGUUCUCUGGCUCUAUCAUUGGCCAAUUCUGUCACUGACAAUGAAGAUGAUUUUACUGCGGAGUUCCGAACGUGCAUCCGGGUCCUUGCAGACAAAGUGGGUUUUCUGUCUCGACACCGUGCAGAGCUGUUGGACAGUUGCUCAAGGGCUGAAGUUGCACAUGGGCACCUUACGAAGGAGCUAGAAGAGAAGAAAGAAUUGGUUAAAAGUUUAUACGCAAAACAUCAACUUGAGAAGCAGGCAAACAAGGAGAAGAUAUCAUUUGGUCGUUUUGAACUCCAUGAGAUUGCUGCCUUUGUCGUCAAUUCUACUGGGAGCUAUGAGGCAAUCAACAAGAACUGCUCUAACUACUAUCUGUCUGCGGAAUCGGUUGCCUUGUUUACAGAACACCUCCCAAACAAACCAAGUUACAUAAUUGGUCAGAUAGUCCACAUCGAACGGAAAACUGUGAGGACACCACCUGUUCGGACUGAGCAUGGGAUAGAUCAAGUUGAUCACCUCAGCUCUGAUACGGGUACCCACCACCGUUUAGCUCUGGGAUCGGCAUCCUCAUCUAACCCAUAUGGCCUCUCUAUUGGUUGUGAGUAUUUCAUAGUUACAGUAGCAAUGCUACCUGACACCAAACUUCAUUCGUCAUCUCCUCCUUCCUGAUCCUGCUACAGGCAGACAGAUAUGAUGGAAAGAAACCAAGUGUACAUAUUUUAUAAAUAUGGGGGAAAAUUGAACCUUGCUAGGGAUGGGUUGAAUUCCUUCCUCUUUGUACAGCUGAUACCAAUCUCUGAUAAAUUUCCCACUUUUUUGUGUAUAUGCUCUGCCCCUCUGUAAUUUGAAACUGUGAAUAAUUCCUCGGCCCUUAAUCACUAAUUGUUCUCAAUUCGUUCAUCUUUCCUGCUA